Molecule: messenger RNA, 1683 nt
Organism: Pichia kudriavzevii
Lineage: Eukaryota; Fungi; Ascomycota; Pichiomycetes; Pichiales; Pichiaceae
Exons: 1
Coding region: 1-1683 (560 amino acids)
Biological process (GO): gluconeogenesis
Cellular component (GO): cytosol
Molecular function (GO): phosphoenolpyruvate carboxykinase (ATP) activity; ATP binding
Source: RefSeq, a predicted model, not a curated record
AUGGCUCCAACUGCUGUUGAUAUCCAUAACGAGUACAAACAGAAUGUUUCCAACGAACAGGAAAUUCCUUUCAACAAAACUGAAAGAAAGUCAUCGAUUGCAUCUAAAUUAGGACUGAAUCCAGACGCUAAGAUUCACUACAAUUCUGCUGUUCCUAUAUUAUACGAAGAUGGUUUAAAGGAAAAAGGUACAACCAUUUCCUCUUCUGGUGCAUUGAUUGCAUUCUCUGGUUCCAAAACAGGUAGAUCUCCAAAGGACAAAAGAAUUGUCGAUGAAGAGACUUCAACAGACAACAUCUGGUGGGGUCCAGUCAAUAAGAAGGUUGAUGAAAACACUUGGAAUAUCUCGAAAUCUAGAGCGAUUGAUUAUUUGAGAACAAGAGAGAAGGUUUACAUUAUCGAUGCUUUUGCUGGUUGGGAUCCAAGAUACAGAAUUAAGGUUAGAAUUGUCUGUGCUAGAGCUUACCAUGCUUUGUUCAUGAAGAAUAUGUUAAUUAGACCAACAACGGAAGAAUUAAAGAACUUUGGUGAGCCUGAUUUCACCAUUUGGAAUGCAGGUCAAUUCCCUGCUAAUGUUUACACUAAGGGUAUGACUUCUUCAACUUCUGUUGAAAUAAAUUUCAAGUCUAUGGAAAUGGUUAUCCUAGGUACGGAAUACGCAGGUGAAAUGAAGAAAGGUAUUUUUACCGUUAUGUUCUACUUGAUGCCAAUCAGACACAAGGUUUUAACUUUACACUCUUCUGCAAAUCAAGGUAAAAAGGAUGGUGAUGUCACAUUAUUCUUUGGUUUAUCUGGUACAGGUAAAACAACCUUGUCUGCAGAUCCUCAUAGAGAAUUGAUUGGUGAUGAUGAACAUUGCUGGUCUGAUCAUGGUGUUUUCAACAUUGAAGGUGGAUGUUAUGCUAAGUGUUUGGACUUAUCUGCUGAAAGAGAACCUGAGAUUUUCAAUGCAAUUAGGUUUGGAUCUGUCUUGGAGAAUGUUGUCUAUGAUCCAGUUGAUAGAACUGUUGACUAUUCCGCUGCAAAUGUCACUGAAAAUACUAGAUGUGCCUAUCCUAUCGACUUUAUUCCUUCUGCUAAAAUCCCAUGUCUGGCAGAUUCUCAUCCAAAGAAUAUUGUUCUUUUAACUUGUGAUGCAAGAGGUGUUUUGCCACCUGUCUCCAAGCUAACUAAUGCACAAGUCAUGUAUCACUUUAUCUCUGGUUACACCUCCAAGAUGGCAGGUACCGAAGUUGGUGUCACUGAACCAGAAGCAACCUUCUCUGCAUGUUUUGGUCAACCUUUCUUAGUUUUACAUCCAAUGAAAUACGCACAACAACUCUCUGAUAAAAUGGCUGAACAUUCUUCCACCGCUUGGUUAUUGAAUACCGGUUGGACUGGUCAAUCUUAUGUUAAAGGUGGUAAGAGAUGUCCAUUGAAGUAUACUAGAGCAAUUUUAGAUGCUAUUCACUCUGGUGAGCUUGCAAAACAGGAAUUCGAAACAUACCCUACUUUCGGUUUACAAGUUCCAAAAACUUGUCCAGGUGUCCCAGAAAGUGUUCUGAACCCAUCUAAAUACUGGGCUACUGGUGAAGCUGAUUUCAAGGCUGAAGUCACUAACUUGGCUAAAUUAUUUGCUGAGAACUUUGAAAAGUAUUCUGCAGAAUGUACUGCAGAAGUUGUUGCUGCUGGUCCUGCUUUAUAA